CUAAAACCUCUCACUCUUAACCCAGGAGAAAAAAAAAAAAAAAAAAAAAAGCCUCAACCCUAGAGCGCAUCAGUGACCCUGGGCCCCCAUCCCCAGUCGUCGACCCUCCGCGAGUGUUGGUGGCCGUUCCCUCAGUCUUUCUGCCGUCGCCGGCAAGGUAGCCAGCCAGCCGUCCUUCCGAGCCGGUUUCAAGCCACCUACUUGCAGUUAAUCAUGUUGAAAGUGAAAACUCCCAAGACAGGCAAGGCCAGGCGAGAGCUCGAUAAGCGGGCUCCUAAGCUAGUCGAGACGGGGAAGAAGACGCUGAUACUUCAUGGAACGAAGACUAGUGGCGUGUUGAACAGUGUAUUGACGCAAAUUUAUCACAUAACGAAGGAAAAUGCUUUGAGAUUCAGUCGAAAGAAUGAGGAUGUUAGGCCGUUUGAAAGCGGAGGUGAAGCUUCGCUUGAGUUCUUCUCUCUCAAAACUGAUUGCAGUAUGUUUGUAUAUGGUUCCCACUCAAAGAAGCGACCUGACAAUCUUGUUAUUGGUAGAACUUAUGACCACCACAUAUAUGACCUUGUAGAGGUUGGGGUUGAAAAUUUUAAACCCUUGGAAUCAUUUUCGUAUGAUAAGAAACUAGCUCCAAAGGCAGGCUCGAAACCUUUUAUUGCUUUUAUUGGAGAAGGGUUUGAUAGCGUUGAAGAGUUGAAACAUUUGAAGGAAGUUUUACUUGACCUGUUCCGAGGAGAGGUUGUAGAAAAUUUAAAUCUUGCUGGAGUGGACCGUGCAUAUGUAUGUACGGCUGUGUCUCUGAAUAGGGUGUUUUUUACGCACUGUGCGUUACAACUUAAAAGAUCUGGCACAAUAGUACCAAGGAUGGAACUGGUUGAAGUUGGCCCAUCCAUGGAUUUUGUAGUUCGUCGACAUCGUCUACCUAAUGAAGGCCUAAGAAGAGAAGCCAUGAAAACAACCAGAGAUAAGCCCAAGAAGAAGGAGAAAAACGUUAGCAAGGAUGUGAUAGAGGGCAAAAUUGGAAAAGUAUACAUUCCAGAUCAGAAGGUUGGAGAGAUGGCUUUACCUAACAAAGCAAAGGGAGUGAAGAGGGAGCGCCGUGAAGCUAAAUUGAGACAUGGUGACGGCAACGAGUAUGCAUCAAAAAAGCAAAAGGAAGAUUCUGAGUAAUUCCUUUCGAUUCUAUUGGUUUAUAGAACUUAACUUGGAUAAAGGCUACAAGGGGAUGAAAUGUAUCAAUUUUGUGUUAAA
Morus notabilis is the source of this 1245-nucleotide messenger RNA. Its product is annotated as ribosome production factor 2 homolog. Gene Ontology annotation, biological process: maturation of LSU-rRNA from tricistronic rRNA transcript (SSU-rRNA, 5.8S rRNA, LSU-rRNA); ribosomal large subunit assembly. NCBI's taxonomy places the organism in Eukaryota, Viridiplantae, Streptophyta, Magnoliopsida, Rosales, Moraceae. The record is from RefSeq and is a predicted model, not a curated record. The transcript has 7 exons. The coding region runs from base 214 to 1164 and encodes 316 amino acids. Gene Ontology annotation, cellular component: nucleolus. Gene Ontology annotation, molecular function: rRNA binding.